Messenger RNA from Cynara cardunculus var. scolymus (artichoke), 1965 nucleotides. Its product is annotated as disease resistance protein RPS2-like. The transcript has 3 exons. NCBI's taxonomy places the organism in Eukaryota, Viridiplantae, Streptophyta, Magnoliopsida, Asterales, Asteraceae. The coding region runs from base 1 to 1965 and encodes 654 amino acids. The record is from RefSeq and is a predicted model, not a curated record. Gene Ontology annotation, molecular function: protein binding.
AUGGAGUCUCUAAUUGGUAAAAAUUCAGAUGCGGAUGAAGUGCACUUUAACAAUUCCAUUACCUCUCGCUUGACCCCAGAAGUUCCACCUUGCCCCAAAUUGGCAAAGUUGUUCUUACAGGAGAAAAGUAGCUUGACAAUGCUGCCACCCUCUUUCUUUGAGCAUAUGUCAGUCCUUAAAGUGCUAGAUUUGUCUCAUACAAGCAUACAAUCUUUACCUCCAUCCAUUUCCAAGUUAUGUGUACUUGAAGAAUUUAUCUUGCGAGAAUGUUCACUUUUAAURGAAGUACCACCUGAAAUUGGAGCAGUUAAGAAUCUCAAGGUCUUUGAUCUCGAAGGAACUGAGAUCAUGUAUCUACCAAAAGAAAUCGGCAAAUUAGAGACUUUGGAACGUUUAAGGGUGUCUCUGUCUGCAUAUGCAGAUGACUAUAAAGACAGAAAUGACAUAGAGCACAUAAUUCCGAGGAAGACAAUCUCCAAGCUCACUAAGCUAAAGGAGUUGAGUAUCAGUGUGGAUCCAGAAGCUAAAUGGUGGGAGGUUGAAGUUUUGGAAGCUAUUAUGCAUGAUCUUCUUGUCUUACCCGACCUUAAUACUCUAAAGUUGUGCUUACCAACUACUAAAUUAGUGCAACAGUUCCUAAGGCUUGAAAGGUAUCAAGUACCGAUACUUUCAGGUUUGUGGAACUUUAGAUUUAUGAUUGGUCAAUGUGAACAACUUCCAUUUUCUGUGCAACUUGAUAUGGAAGAAAAUUUCCUUAAGCUUGAGAAAUGUGUAAAAUAUAUGAACGGUGAGGGAUGCAUGGAUGAAAAUGCAGAGUUAAUUAGACAAGCUAGAGCUUUAUACUUACGCCGCCAUUGGACUAUUGAGAAGCUCUCAGUAUUUGACAUAAGGAGGCUGAAAUAUUGCUUGCUMAUGGAGUGUAAUGAGAUGCAAACCCUCGUCCAUCAAGASGAUGUAUAUGAAGACAKAAAUAAAGCCACUAACCAKGGUGAAGACGUCAUACUUGAAUCGCUGCAAUUCUUGGCCCUUCACYUCAUGAAGAAGUUACAAAGGAUUUCAAUGGGACCAAUYGGCAAAAAGAGUCURUCCUGUCUAAGAAUUUUAGCCCUGCAUACUUGCCCUGAGCUGACUAGCAUUUUUGUGGGAUGUUUGCUUGAUAAUUUCGAAAACUUAACUGAACUUAUAGUUGAAGACUGCCCCAAGGUCAAAAGCCUUGUAACUCUGGAGGCCACCGCUUGGAGUAAAGGUCCGUUUCUCCCAAAAUUAAAGAGAGUAUCACUUCUGGACCUACCUGAGCUGGUGAGUAUUUCUAGUGGGGUCUGCAUUGCACCACAAUUAGAUACGUUACUGGUUUUUAAUUGCAUGAGUCUCGACUAUCUUUCCAUCAUGGAAUUAUCUAGACAUACAAAGGUGAUUAAAGGAGAAACUGAAUGGUGGGAUGCAUUGAAAUAUGGAAAAUUGACGUGGAACAGUGUCUUUGUACAAAUUAAAAGAGAUGGAGGUUUAAUGGAUCAAUUAGCAGAAGAUACAAACUCUCUCCAACAUUUUCUCGAGCUUCCGAUGGUCCCUACACACCCUGGUAGCUCUUUGCAAGUGGAUCAAAACACACCAAGGGAUAAUUACUCGGAUUUAACUGAAAUCUGGGAACAAGUUGAGCAGCUUCAGAUUGAUCAGAAUGUGCCCUUUUUUGAUGAAACCGAAGAAAUGAAGAUCCUCAACUCUGAUGAUGACACCCAGUCACAAUAUGCUGGAACAGCACUCAGGCUGUGGGACUCACCAUGUCCUGCGAGUGGCAAGCUGCAAAAUGAAGAUAAGGAUUGCGAUUGUAACGUUCCUAUUCACAAAGAUGCUUUUCUAAAGAAAAAGCAGAGAGUUUGGGUGUUGGUAAAUACCUUCACAUUGCUAGAGUUUUCACUUUUUGGAGUUGCCGGAGGUGGAGGCCGAUGUGGGGAGGGGAUGUGUUAA